This is a messenger RNA of Nothoprocta perdicaria, 1575 nucleotides long. Its product is annotated as docosahexaenoic acid omega-hydroxylase CYP4F3-like. The coding region runs from base 1 to 1575 and encodes 524 amino acids. The record is from RefSeq and is a predicted model, not a curated record. NCBI's taxonomy places the organism in Eukaryota, Metazoa, Chordata, Aves, Tinamiformes, Tinamidae. Gene Ontology annotation, molecular function: monooxygenase activity; iron ion binding; heme binding. The transcript has 12 exons.
AUGGCCACGGCGUGGCUGGUGGCCACCGUGCUCCUGGGCGCCGUGGCCUUGCUGUGGCGCGUGGUGGCCGCCGGGCGCCGGGUCCACCGCGCGUGGGGCCUCCUGCGCCGCUUCCCCCGGCCGCCCUGGCGCAACUGGCUGCUGGGCCACAUGGGCAUGGCCCAGAGCACGGAGGAAGGUCUGCAGAAGGUGGACGAGCUGGUGGGGCACUACAGCCACUGCUGCGUCUGGUGGGUGGCCCCGUGGAGGCCCAUCCUCCGCCUCUUCCACCCCGACACCCUCCGGCCGGUGCUCCUGGCCCCAGCCCUGGUGGCCCCCAAGGACAAGUUCUUCUACGGCUUCCUCAAGCCCUGGCUGGGGGAUGGGCUGCUGCUGAGCCACGGGCGCAAGUGGAGCCGGCACCGGCGCCUGCUGACCCCGGCUUUCCACCCCAACGUCCUCAAGUCCUACAUGGGCAUCUUCAACCAGAGCACCCAGAUCAUGCACGACAAGUGGCGGCGGGCGGCGGCGGAGGGACCCGUGGUGCUGGACAUCUUCGAGCCCUUGGCCCUGCUCACCCUCGAUAGCCUCCAGAAAUGCAUCUUCAGCCACGACAGCCACUGCCAGGAGCAGCCCAGCGAGUACAUUGCGGCCAUCCUGGAGCUCAGCAAGCUGGUGGUGCGGCGCCAGCACCGGCUCCUCCACCACCUCGAGUGGCUCUACYGCCGCUCGGCCGACGGGCGCCGCUUCGCCCGGGCCUGCGCCGCCGUGCACGGUUUCACCGCGGCCGUGGUGCAGCGGCGGCGCCAGGAGCUCCAGCGCCUGGGCCACCAAGCCUGGCUGCAGGACCACCAGGGCGGGAGAAUGGACUUCAUUGACCUCCUCCUGCUCGCUAAGGACGAGGACGGCAGUGCCCUGUCGGACGAGGACAUCUCAGCYGAGGCCGACACGUUCAUGUUCGAGGGCCACGACACCACGGCCAGCGGCUUGUCCUGGCUGCUCUACAACCUGGCCUGUCACCCCAAGCACCAGGAGCGGUGCCGCCAAGAGGUCCUGGAGCUCCUCAAGGACCGAGAAGUGGAGGAGAUCGAGUGGGAGGACCUGUCCCACCUGCCCUUCACCACCAUGUGCAUCAAGGAGAGCCUGCGGCUGCACCCGCCCGUCACCGCCGUGUCGCGGCGCUGCACCAAGGACCUGGCGCUGCCCCACGGCCACGUGGUCCCCAGCGGCACCACCUGCUUGCUGAGCAUCUACGGGACCCACCACAACCCGGCCGUGUGGCCCGACCCCCAGAUCUUCGACCCGCUGCGCUUCAGCCCCAAGAACAUGCAGGAACAGUCUCCWUUGGCCUUUGUCCCCUUCUCCGCCGGCCCCAGGAACUGCAUCGGGCGCGGCUUCGCCAUGGCCGAGAUGAAGGUGGUGGCGGCGCUGACGCUGCGGCGCUUUGUCCUGCGGCCCGCCCAGGGCCACCACCCGGCGCGGCGCACGCCCGAGCUGGUCCUGCGGCCCGACGGGGGCCUCCGCUUGAGGCUGGAGCUGCUGGCCGAGGAGCCCCGGGACCGUGGUGGCCCCAGCACGACGGGGAGGGGACAAUAA